This is a messenger RNA of Megalopta genalis, 3716 nucleotides long. RefSeq names its product DUF1676 domain-containing protein Osi17 (gene Osi17). Gene Ontology annotation, cellular component: membrane. The record is from RefSeq and is a predicted model, not a curated record. Lineage: Eukaryota; Metazoa; Arthropoda; Insecta; Hymenoptera; Halictidae.
CCGGAGAGGAGACGAUAAUGACCUUCCACGGAGUGGCCGCGGACGGAGUAGGAGGGCCUUUGACACACUUGACGCUCAGGUGAAUUGUAGCCGGCAGACGGAGAAGCUCGUUGGUUAGUUUUGAGCGGGAGAUCGAGCGGAGCGCGUCUCGUGAGAGCAAGAAAGAGAGAGAGACAGAGAAAGAGGAAAAGAGAGAGAGAGAAACAGGGAAAGAGAGACAGAGAAAGGGAGACAGAACGAAGAUCGGAGGAGCCGGAUGAGGAGGACGUGACACGCGGACAUGUCGAUCGGAUCGGUUCGGGAGUGUGCGAGGUUUCGGGACAGUCUGAGGACCAGCCUAAUCGAAGCAUUGGUGCCCUAACACCGGACGGCCGGUCAGCGUCCCAUAUUAUCGAGCGUUCGAGGUCAGAUCUGGAGGGGCGACGGAAGUGCUGCUAGAUCCACGUGGUUCGGUGUCAAUCCUCGGCCGUGUAGCACACAGUGUUGACAACUGGUACACAUCAUCGAGAAAUUCGUCGUUCGUUCGGUUCCACCUUCGAGAAACCUAAUUUCCUUCCCGUCGAUCCUCGAGAUGCGGUCGAUGACAGUGUCGUUGCUUCUGUUGUGCGUCUGCACGGUGAACGCCGGCACGAGCUUCUUCAGCUUCAAGAACCUGAGAUCGUACGCGAAGAUCUUCCACGUGGACGGGAUGCUGAGGAACCAGACCGGCAACGAGCUCUGGGACGGGCUGUUCAGGGACUGCGACCAGUCGGUCACGUUCUCCUGCAUCCAGAGGAACGCGUACACAUAUCUGGACAACGCGUUCGCCGACCGGGACAAUAUCACCGUGUUCGACGGUCUGACCAUGAGGAAGAACAGCUUGGAUUACGGUUCCUGUCGCAGGGGGGACUCUUUGGACGACAACCUGGUCGAGGAGAGCAACGAUUGCGACGAAGGGGAAAGUGAGGAGCAGGGAAGGGGGAUGGGGGAGAAGCAGAAGACCCCGUUGGAGGAGGUGACCGGAGCUAUCGGGAAGAAAGCGGUGAAGUUCCUGGCGACUCGGGAUUACGAGAUCCAGUUGCCGGAGUUCUUCUUCGAAGGCGCUGCUGUGAAAAUUAGCCCGAAAGAGGUGGACGAGAGCGGGGCCUUGAUCAGGGUCGAUUUCGGGCAGCGGGCCUUGCAGAGCGAAGGGAGGAUCUUCAAGAAACUAAGGAAGUUCAUACAGAAUAAGCUGCUGACCAGCUUCCUCGCGCUGUUGUUGAUCAUCAAGCUGAUCAAACUGAAAUUCAUGUUCAUCAUACCGUUCCUGUUCGGAGUCGGCACCGCCAAGAAACUGUUCCUCAAGCUACUGUUGUUCUUCAUACCUGCGUUCGCGCACGUGUUCAAGCUGUGCUCGAGCUACUACUCCUCGCCCACCAAGUUCCAUCAUCAUCAUCACCAGAUCGCGCACCAUCAUCACCACGUCCCGGUCCCGGUGCCAGUGCCAGCCUACUACGGCCACCAUCAUCACCAUCACGACGAUGACCUGGACACCUUCGACUACGCUCACCCGCACAUACAAUACCGGAAGGACGUGGAGGAGCUGAAGGAAUGGGGGAUAGAGCCCUACGAGGAGCCAGAAGAGCCUAUGGGCGCCGCUGGAGUCCCGAUUAGAGCUCCCGGGGUGCUCCCAGCACCCUACCCGGGCCCGGCCUAUGCCGCAGCCUAUGGUGGCCCGCAAUACGCUGCAAAUCCUCCACAGUUAACGCCCACCUUCGUCGAUAAGCGUCCCGUGUCGGCGCACAACCUGGCCUACUCGGCCUACGUGGACAACAGCCGCCGACAAUUGGUCCAACAACCCGCGAGUCCUGGCAUCGGCAACAAUAAUCUGGUCGUCGGCGUUCCUGUGAACCCUGUGAACCCGAACAGCCUCGCGGCGGCAGCUCUGCCGGUUGCCAACACCGUGAAAAGCUCUUACGGUGUUUUCGGGCAGAACACAAGACAGAUUUCCGCGAAGAGCAGCGGCCAGCUGGAAGCGAAACCAACGGUUGGCCAACAGCGGCAAGACGAGUUCUACGGGCCGAUAGUGAACAGGCUCGAGGAGAUCUUCAAGCAGCUGAGAUUCUUCGAGGAAACCUGCAGGGAGAGGCUCGUCUGCAGCAUGUACAAGAACCCGGCCGUCUACUCGCCGCACAGCAAUCUCGUGUCGAACGAACUCUCCAGAGACCCGCAGGAGCUGAAAAAAGCUGUGGGCAUCGAAAGCUCGUCCGGCCAGAAGUUCCACAGAUACUUGAACGCCGCCAGAUUGGGUCAAGACGGCGGCGAUUGCCUGCGACUCUUCCCGUGUCACAUAAACACCGAGUAAACCUGGCCAGGAUUUUUGUCAUCGCGCGGAAAAUACGAGGAAAAACGGAGAAACCAGGCGCCCGUCCGGGCCGAGUGGCGAGCCUAAGUGGUCCAUCUCCGGCAGACAUAAUCGCGCGCUGUCAGUCUAAGCGGCCCAGAAUUAUUGCUGGAACCACCGGACAAAUGGAAAUUCCAUCUGCUGAUGGAUUUCGCGUAAUUCCACGUGCAAAACCGGUGUUACCCGUAUAAUAAUGGCCGCUUCGUUCGUGCUUCGCAAGUUUAGGAUCACUUUCCCGAACAAAUCUGGACAAUGACGCGUUCACUGCCGUGCCUAUCGCAAAUGGGAAACGCUAUACUUUCGUCAAAUUUCAUACAAAGAAAUCGAUUUUACGGAGAACAAUGUUAAUUCUCCGGUUUGUGGUUUGAUUACGUUGCUUUGUGGUAGUUGAAUUUUCCAGUGUUGCGACUUGGCAGUCGACGCGUCGAUUAACAGAAGAUCCCUCGAUUGUAGAUUAUAAAUUCGUAUGUUUAAACUAAUUCUUCUCGUUCGAGGAACUAUUCUCCGAUAUGUUUAGAUCGAUGGGAAUCGAUGCGGGGAUACUUCGAGCGAUCCUAAACUUUGCGAAUGAAAUUAGUAAAUGCGAACGAAGUGUUCCUUGCGUUCCUCGCGAGCUAUACUCGAUCAUUUUCGAACUGUAUAGAACAUUAAAUCGAAUGAGAAGGAUAGGAUCUCUCUCUUCGAUUUAGCUUCGAUUGUUAUCAUUGUAAACGUAAUUUAUUUCGGUAUGGGUGGAUUGUGGAUUUGAUACGAUGGCAUUUUCGAAAUCCAUCGAGCCCGGUUAAUUUAUUGAAACGUUAGCCCUUAGUUCUAGGUUCGAUUGUUAAGACACGGUGGAUUUAAACUCGUUCUCGAGAAGCGUUCUCUGAUGAAGUGUCAAUGCCGAUUGACACCUUGUCAGAGAAAUCACUGGAACGCUAGUCUAGUGCUGUGUUAUCGUUGCGUUAGGCUAGUGUCGAUUUUUCUAGUAAGUUCUCCCGGUUUUGUAACGAAAGUGAUACAGUCUUUUGUGUUUUCGUUUUCCUGUUUUUCUUUUUUUUUUGGUAAGCUGUUGAUUGAGUGUAACAGUUUCGAUUGUACAGUUUUGAGUGUGAGCAUAUCGUUUAUUUUUGGAUAUCAGUGGCUGCGAGGAUGAUCGCGUCUCGCAACGUUAUAGCUCUAAGAACUUAUUUAUUUCUAACCAUUAUUUAUUGAUACGUUCUCGGGUGCCAUACCCAUUAUUCGUGUGUUACAUUUCACGUUGUAACCCUGGUAACGUAAGUUUACUGUACAAAGAAAUGCUUCGAUAUACGCUACCUCGAAGUCUCAUUGUAUAUUAUUGUUUCGUACAUAAUAAACUGUGUGAAAAGUGAAA